UCUGUCAUGCUGAUCGAGCGCUCGAUAAUCCUCUGCUCCAUGUAUCUGCGAUCAUCUCGUCAGCACUGACUUCCGGCCGCACUUCCUCUACUCCACAUCUCUACAGAGCAACAACAUCCCCCACAGUCAUGGCAGACCCGAGAAUACGACAGAUUAAGAUCAAAACUGGCAUCGUUAAGCGGCUGGCGAAAGAGAAGGUUUCGUACAUAAACGAGGCAAAAAAGCAAGAAGAGAAGGUUAAGUCACUGAAAGCAGAUGGGGGAGAUGAGUAUGUAAUCAAGAAACAGGUGGAGGUGCUGCAGGAGUCCAAAAUGAUGGUCCCAGAUUGUCACCGCCGACUGGCCAAAGCACACGAAGAUCUGAACCAGUUGAUUGAAACAGAAGAGGAUUUGGCCGAAUCGGAGGAGUACAAAGAGGCUCGGAACGUGUUGGACUCAGUGGAGCUUGAAGGAUGAUUUCUGAUGUGUUUCUUGUUCUCACUGUGAGAUUCACUUCUUUCGUUAAUGUUCAUUCCCCUCGUCAGAUCAUGGAGGCAAACUGAAUCCAUUCAAAGUCUCUGUUGAUGCUAUUAUUUCUACUGUUGACUUUUGCCUUCCAUGUGCAAAAUCCCACAUUUUACCAUAAAACUUCAAGGAAGUUUUUU
Paralichthys olivaceus (Japanese flounder) is the source of this 643-nucleotide messenger RNA. RefSeq names its product tubulin cofactor a (gene tbca). Gene Ontology annotation, cellular component: cytosol; microtubule cytoskeleton. The record is from RefSeq and is a predicted model, not a curated record. Lineage: Eukaryota; Metazoa; Chordata; Actinopteri; Pleuronectiformes; Paralichthyidae. Gene Ontology annotation, biological process: post-chaperonin tubulin folding pathway; tubulin complex assembly. Gene Ontology annotation, molecular function: beta-tubulin binding.